AUGUGGAGCAGGCUGACGGGCGCUUCAGCGGCAUCGCAGACCAACAAGGACGACGACCCUCGCCGCCGCCGCUCCAUCGACUCCACGCGUUCCAAGCGCGACCGGGACAGAGACCCAGACACCCGCUCCCUCGUCUCGUCCACAUCGACCCGCAAGCCCUCCAGCUCCCGCCGCGACACGGCUGCCUCGUCGACGGCCUCGUUCAGGACCGCCCUCGACGACAUGGCGCCGCGCCCGCGGGCCCCCUCGGGCUUCGCCCCAAACACCGACCUGCACAACAACAACAGCAACAACGACGACGACCGCUACGACCGCCGCCGCGACGACCGUCGCAGCAGCUAUGCAGAGUCGUCCGCCUCCACCAUGCGCGACGACCGGGACAGGAAAAAGAGCAAAGACAAGGACCGCAAGACGGAGAGGCGCCGCUCGACGCGCUCCGAGCGGGCCUCGAGCCUGUCGCAGUCCGAUGGCUACCGCGGCGACAUUGUCGAGAGCCCCAAGUCGGUCCAGCGCAGCUUCAGCGGCCAGAUUGGCACCGAUGGCUUCUCGCAGUUUCCCGGCCAGGCAGGAGCGCCCAUCAUGUCCGGCGCUCUGCCUGUGGGAGCCAACGGCCCGCCACUGCCCUCAUCACAACAACAAUCACCCUCCCCACAACACCCGCAAUACCACCGCCCCGACGCCAUGUCGAGCCACGUGCAGAGCCAAUUCCCUGGCCAGGACCCUGCCCAGUAUGCUUCGGGUGCCUUGCCCGGCGGCCAUCCUUUUGGCGCCGCCGCCGACUACUACAAUGACCAGGGCCAGUCCGUCAGUCAACAGCCGGGCGUUCGCCCGCAGCCACCGUCGGUUAUCGUUGGCCAGGACACGCCCCAUCUCAUGGCUGCUUCUGCACAACCCAAUCCCGCUGCCGACACGGGCUCAGGCGCCGCUGCAGAGUUCUACGCGCAAAGCACCAGCGCGCCGUCGUCGUCCAAGCCUCCACGGCCCUCGAGCUCGUCCAUGCCCGGAGCCUUCAUCGAGGACACGCCCGCGCCCCAGAAGCCGCCGCGCCCAGCAUCCUCGUCCAGGCCGGACAAGCCAAGCACAUUUGGAUCUGCUGCGACCAUGGCCGGCGGCGCCGCCCUAGGAUACGCCAUGGGCCACAGCUCUUCUAGUCACGAGCACUCCACGACCUACCACAGCUCGUCCAAUGCUCGCCCUCCUUCUGCAUACUCUUCAUACUCUAAUAAUACCCCUGCUGCCCCUGCAUCCAUCUACAACAUGUACGGAAACGGCCCUAAUUCCUCUAAUUCUGCUGCCAACAACGGCAACUACCCUCCCUCGUACGGCGAAGGCACACACGGUGUGGAAGGCACGCCUCCGCCAAAGCCCCCUCGUCCAAGCAAGCCCGAAAAGUCUUCAUCCGGCAGCAAUACCGGGCUCUACGCCGCUGGCGCUGCGGGAUUGGCGGCGUAUGGUCUACACCAGCAUAAUUCACACACGCACUCGAAUUCACAAUCACAAACACACUCACACACACAUUCACACGCACAUUCACACGCACAAUCGCACGCCUCCUCACAUAACCACUCGACAUCCGGCGCUCCCAAUGGACAUCAUCAAAACGGGAUCGCGUCAAGCAGCUACGUCUCAGGCGGCAUGGCACAGCACCACCAGCACACCGGCCCCGUUUCCCGAUUCGUCGAUUGGUGGAAGGACUACGAGGAUGUGCAAAAGAUGGAAGAGUACACCGAGUACAUUGGUGUCUGCAAAGGCUGCUUCGACCCCCGCUCCUCUGUCCUAGAUGCCCCACGGAAGCACCACUACUACAAGCGCCGUUCCAGCGAGUACAUGCGGCCUUCUGGCGGCAUUGAGAAAUCAUCGCGCUACAAUUUGAAGGAGAAGAAGUCUCAAAGCUCCAUCUCGGGCGAAGACAGACGCAAGACAAGCAACAGCCGUGUUGAAUGCGGCCCGCGAUGA
Messenger RNA from Exserohilum turcica Et28A, 1956 nucleotides. RefSeq lists its product as uncharacterized. Bases 1 to 1956 code for a protein of 651 amino acids. The transcript is spliced from 2 exons. NCBI's taxonomy places the organism in Eukaryota, Fungi, Ascomycota, Dothideomycetes, Pleosporales, Pleosporaceae. The record is from RefSeq and is a predicted model, not a curated record.